Molecule: messenger RNA, 384 nt
Organism: Saccostrea cuccullata (small rock oyster)
Lineage: Eukaryota; Metazoa; Mollusca; Bivalvia; Ostreida; Ostreidae
Product: complement C1q tumor necrosis factor-related protein 3-like
Exons: 1
Coding region: 1-384 (127 amino acids)
Molecular function (GO): protein binding
Source: RefSeq, a predicted model, not a curated record
AUGUCGCAUGAUGAAAGCAGUCUAGGACAGCACCAAACAAUCAUAUUUGACCACGUUAUAACAAACGUCGGUGGAUACUACAAUCGUCACAUGGGAAUCUUCUCUAGUCCAGUAAACGGCGUAUACACAUUUUCCUGGACUUUAUACUGCAUUUCUGAUGGAUAUAUUUAUUCAGAAAUUGUUGUUAACUCAAACGCUGCUGGUGCUAUGUAUUGUGAUGGCCAGGGAGCACUGAGUCUCAGACACACAACGGGUGUCGUUGUUGUGGAGAUCAACCUAGGAGAUGUUGUAUACAUCCGCACACAUCCUCAAGACCCUGUUGGCGGAGCUAUUCCUAGUUGUUCCACUUACCCAUCCUCAUUCAAAGGAUGGAAACUGUAUUAA